Messenger RNA from Prionailurus viverrinus (fishing cat), 4091 nucleotides. RefSeq names its product myocardin related transcription factor A (gene MRTFA). The transcript is spliced from 13 exons. Gene Ontology annotation, biological process: smooth muscle cell differentiation. The record is from RefSeq and is a predicted model, not a curated record. NCBI's taxonomy places the organism in Eukaryota, Metazoa, Chordata, Mammalia, Carnivora, Felidae. Bases 235 to 3123 code for a protein of 962 amino acids.
CGCCUUUUGGUUUCCUGUCGGCAGUAAUUCAACUCUGUGCCAUCUUGACUUGCCUGAAGGGUGGAUAAAUUGGUAACUGUACUGAGAAGGGGAGUGAGUUCUCACAGUCUGAUUUGAGCAUAAGGCACGAGAUUGAAUUUAUGAAAGCUUCAGUUGCCUCUGAAGACAACAUCUUCUGUGACUUUGAAUUUUUUCAUUACAUUUGUGGGUUGCUGUUUCUGAGAAGAAUCUGUCAUGACUCUACUGGAACCAGAGAUGUUAAUGAUGGCUGUGCAGUCCGUGCUGCAGUUGAAGCUCCAGCAGCGCCGGACUCGAGAAGAACUGGUGAGCCAAGGGAUCAUGCCGCCUUUGAAAAGUCCAGCUGCGUUUCAUGAGCAGAGAAGGAGCUUGGAGCGGGCCAGGACAGAGGACUAUCUGAAACGGAAGAUUCGUUCCCGGCCGGAGAGAUCGGAGCUGGUCAGGAUGCAUAUUUUGGAAGAGACCUCGGCCGAGCCUUCCCUCCAGGCCAAGCAGCUGAAGCUGAAGAGAGCCAGACUGGCCGAUGACCUCAACGAGAAGAUUGCACAGAGACCGGGCCCUAUGGAGCUGGUUGAGAAGAACAUUCUGCCUGUGGAGUCCAGCCUGAAAGAAGCCAUCAUUGUGGGCCAGGUGAAUUACCCGAAAGUAGCGGACAGCUCUUCCUUCGAUGAGGACAGCAGUGAUGCCUUAUCCCCUGAGCAGCCUGCGAGCCACGAGUCCCAGGGCUCGGCGCCAUCCCCCUUGGAAGCCCGAGUCAGCGAGCCACUGUCCAGUGCCACCACCCUAUCCCCCACUCAGGUGGUGUCUCAGCUCCCAGUGGGCCCGGAUUCCGGAGAAACACUUUUCCUGGCAGAGCAGCCUCCUCUGCCUCCCAGCCUCACCAAUGGAACCACAGCCCCCCCUGCCAAGCCCACCCCGACGCUUAUUAAGCAAAGCCAACCCAAGUCUGCCAGUGAGAAGUCGCAGCGCAGCAAGAAAGCCAAGGAGCUGAAGCCAAAGGUAAAGAAGCUCAAGUAUCACCAGUACAUCCCCCCGGACCAAAAGCAGGACAAGGGGGCGCCCGCCAUGGACUCCUCCUAUGCCAAGAUCCUGCAGCAGCAGCAGCUCUUCCUCCAGCUCCAGAUCCUCAACCAGCAGCAGCAGCAGCACUAUAACUACCAGACCAUCCUGCCCGCCCCGCCAAAGCCCGCAGGUGAGGCUCCGGGAAGCGGCGGGGCCCCCCCGAUACGCAGCCUCUCCACUACCGGUAGCGGCUCCAGCUCGGGUGCUCCUGGUCCCAGUGGGUUGGCACGUCAGAACAGCACCUCACUGACUGGCAAGCCGGGAGCCCUGCCUGCCAACCUGGAUGACAUGAAGGUGGCGGAGCUGAAGCAGGAGCUAAAGCUGCGGUCACUGCCCGUCUCAGGCACCAAGACAGACCUGAUCGAGCGCCUGCGUGCAUACCAGGAACAAGUCAGCCCUGCCCCAGGAGCCCCCAAGGGCCCUGCUGCCCCCUCCAUCUUGCCCAAGGCUGGUGAGGUGGUGGUCGCCUUCCCGGCCACCCGGCUAAGCACGGGGCCUGCCCUGGUGGCAGCGGGCCUGGCCCCGGCUGAGGUGGUGGUGGCCACGGUGACCGGUAAUGGAGUGGUGAAAUUUGGCAGCACGGGCUCUACACCCCCCGUGUCUCCCACCCCCUCAGAGCGCUCACUGCUCAGCACGGGCGAUGAGAACUCCACACCCGGGGACACCUUUGGAGAGAUGGUGACGUCGCCACUGACCCAGCUCACCCUCCAGGCCUCACCGCUACAGAUCCUUGUGAAGGAGGAGGGCCCCCGGCCCGGGUCCUGCUGCCGGAGCCCCGGGGUGCGGGCCGAGCUGGAGGGGCGUGACAAGGACCAGAUGCUGCAGGAAAAGGACAAGCAGAUCGAGGAGCUGACCCGCAUGCUGCGCCAGAAACAGCAGCUCGUGGAGUGGCUGAGGCUGCAGCUGGAGCAGGAGAAGCGGGCGCAGCAGCCCGGCCCCGCCCCCGCCCCCCUCAGCACCCCAGUGAAGCAGGAAAACAGCUUCUCCAGCUGCCAGCUGAGCCGGCAGCCCCCGGGUCCCGCACACCCCUUCAGCCCCAGCCUGGCGGCCCCCACUGCCCACCACGCGGACGCUUGUCCCCUGGUGCCCCCAGCCGUGGUGGUGAAGCAGGAAGCCGUGCUGCCGGAGCCUGAGCCAGCCCCCGCUCCCCAGCUGCUGCUGGGCCCACAGGGCCCCAGCGUCCUCAGGGGGGUCACACCUCCCACCCUCAUCACCGACUCCACAGGGACCCACCUUGUCCUCACCGUGACCAAUAAGAACGUGGACAGCCCCGGCCUGGCCGGCGGGAGCCCCCAGCAGCCCUUGUCCCAGCCUGGUUCUCCGGCAGCCCCUGGCCCACCAGCCCAGAUGGACCCAGAGCACCCAUCACAGCCCCUCUUUGGGACCCCCACUUCUCUGCUGAAGAAGGAGCCGCCUGGCUAUGAGGAAGCUGUGAGCCAGCAGCCCAGACAGCAGGUGAAGAAGGAAAAUGGUUCCUCCAGCCAGCAGAUGGAUGACCUGUUUGACAUUCUUAUUCAGAGUGGAGAAAUCUCAGCAGAUUUCAAGGAGCCACCACCAUCCCUACCAGGGAAAGAGAAGCCCCCCUCGACAGCAACCUGCGGGUCGCCCCUGGCCGCACCGUCCCCACCCUCCGCCGAGCUCCCCCAGGCCACGCCACCUCCCUCAGGCUCACCUGCCCUCCCUGGGCGCCUGGAGGACUUCCUGGAGAGCAGCACAGGGCUGCCCCUGCUGACCAGCGGGCACGAGGGGCCAGAGCCCCUCUCCCUCAUUGACGACCUCCACAGCCAGAUGCUGAGCAGCUCUGCUAUCCUGGACCACCCCCCCUCGCCCAUGGACACCUCGGAAUUGCACUUUGCCCCCGAGCCCAGCAGCGUGGGCCUGGACCUGGCUGACGGCCACUUGGACAGCAUGGACUGGCUGGAGCUGUCGUCGGGAGGCCCCGUGCUCAGCCUGGCCCCGCUCGGCACCACCACCCCCAGCCUCUUCUCCACGGACUUCCUCGAUGGUCAUGACUUGCAACUCCACUGGGAUUCCUGCUUGUAGCUCUCGGGCUGCAGGGCCAGGAUGGGAGGGGCUGGAAGCUGGGGAGAGCCUGAUCCCACCUCUGUGUGGUCGUGAGUCCUGACAAUCACAGGCCCUGCUCUCCCCGCCCCAGGAGACUGGAGCAGGCCGUGCCGCCCCCCCUGGCUCAGACUCACCAAGGAGACAGGCUGCCAAGGAGCAGCUUUGGUCUAACCCCAGAGUUCAGGAGGCCUGGACAGGCCAGGGCCAUUCUAUUGACCUCCUUUUGUGAGGUCGGAGGUGCAGUCUGGCUGCAGUUGGCUCAGGCAGGCGAGGCCCAGGGUCACUCUUUCCUUCUAGUCCCCUUUCCCUAUGAGGGAAGAAACCAGCUUGGGCCUCUACCUCCCCAUUCCCUCGAUGCCAACCCCAGGGUCCCAGGCUUCUGGGAGGGGAGCCCCUUGCCAUUUUAGUGUCUUGGUGUAGUGUAACCAUUUAACGGUUGGUGGCAAACGUUUUCUGUACAGGUGUAUAUACCUCUAUAUUCUAUAUCGCCAUACAUAUAUAUACAUAUAUUUUUGGGGGCUGGGAGGUGGAUUGGAGCUCCCUCCCAUCCUGUGCACAAUAUAGAAGGGCCCAGAGACCACUGCUCCUGGGGUUAGAUGCAGCCUUCGUCAGCCCCAUCACGCGUGUUUGACAUGUAGACACCCUGCCACCGCCUGUGCCCCACCUGUGCCCUGCUCCAUACUUGUGCCACAAGGGCAGAGGUGCCUCCUUGGCCACCCGCCCACGUUCCGUCCCGCUGCCUCAUCGCAGCCACCAUGGCCCUGGGAUGGGAGGUGGCGGGGGGUUGGGGGGGGGGGGGGGGGGCGUCAGCCCUCAAACAGACCUCCUCAGCUCCCUCUGGCCUGUCACUAUCAUUAAUGGGAUUAGGGGUGGAAUCACCAAACCAGUGCCGGGACAGAGGUCGGGAAGCUGUGUGGACUUUUUUAAAAUAAAAACAAAAACACUGA